Brienomyrus brachyistius is the source of this 2445-nucleotide messenger RNA. RefSeq names its product serine racemase (gene srr). Gene Ontology annotation, molecular function: pyridoxal phosphate binding; L-serine ammonia-lyase activity; threonine deaminase activity. The transcript has 6 exons. Gene Ontology annotation, biological process: L-threonine catabolic process; L-serine catabolic process. Lineage: Eukaryota; Metazoa; Chordata; Actinopteri; Osteoglossiformes; Mormyridae. The coding region runs from base 576 to 1307 and encodes 243 amino acids. The record is from RefSeq and is a predicted model, not a curated record.
CAGCAUGAAGGUGGUGUAGAUAGGGGUAAGGGAAAUCACUAGCUACAUGGGAGAAACUUGAACCCUCGCCCAGAAAUGUGAGGCAAUAAUGCUAACCACGGCACCACCAUGCCAACUGCGGAACAAUAUGAAAUAAAGACUUCGUAUUUGGUGAGAGUAACAAUGGAAAGUACGCCUGUAGAGGGCGUCACACUGGAGAUGCUCAAAGAUGCCUGGGACACUGUGAAGUCUAGUCCUCUGGGGGUGAUUAACACACCGAUGAUUUCUGGGAACCGGACAACACUGUUCCUCAACACUUUGUGCAACUUUCAUAUGAAAAUGGAAAAUUUGCAAAGGACUGGUUUGUAUGAUUCGCACCCCGACAAUACUGACCAUUACCUCUGAAUGAUAGAAUUCUGUGUGUAGCACAGUUCUUACUGGAUGAGGUACAUACUUGGAAAAAAAAAUGUAUUUGUUCUGGAAUUGUCAGGCUAUCUGCACUUUGUUGGAUAUUUUUGUCAAUUCUAGGUUCUUUUAAAAUAAGAGGAGUCGCCAAUCAGUUUGCUAGAAAACCUACAGGAUUUCCCCUAGUAACCAUGUCCGCUGGGAAUUAUGGGAAGGCAUUUGCCUAUGCCCUGAAACACUACGGAUGUAAGGGCAAGGUGGUGAUGCCCGAAACAGCUCCUGCUUCCAGAUCAACACUCAUAGAAAGUCUGGGAGCUGAGGUUGAGCGUGUGCCAUCUUCACAUCUGUUGGAUGUGGUCAAACGGUGUGUCCUGCAAGAGAAUAUGACAUUUCUGCACUCGAUUGAUGACAUUGACCUCAUUGCCGGGCAUUCAAGCCUCGGCUUUGAGAUCUUGGAGGAGAUGCCAAACCCAGACGUGGUGGUGGUCUGUUGCGGGGGUGGAGGCUUGCUGGCUGGUGUUGCAGCUGCCAUCAAGCUCUCGGGCUGUAAGAACACCCUGAUCUACGGAGUGGAGCCCGAGGGAGCCUGUACCAUGCUCAGAAGCUUCAUUGAGAUGAAGCCUGUUUCCAUGGAUACUCAAAGCGUUGCUUCUGGACUCGCCCCACCGUUUGCAGGUGCUUUGCCAUACAGACUCUGUCGGCAGUUUGUGCAGGAAAUCGUGCUGGUCAGCGACGAGCAGAUCAUGGCCGCCGUGGUUGAUCUGUACCAGGCCGGCUUCGUGGUGGAGCCCUCCGGGGCUGCCUCCUUCGCCGCCCUCGCCAACGGCAAGAUCCCGGACGUGGCCGGGAAGAACGUCGUGCUCGUUGUCAGCGGAGGCAACGUUGGCAUGGAUGAGCUGACAGACUUCAAAAAGACGCUGUGAUUAAAUUGGCUAAAUAACCAAAAUGUAACAUCCUCAGAAGGUCUGCCUCAGAACUGAGUUGUUUCAGGUUUAUAUUCAGUACCUUUCAAAAGGAAAAUCGCCAGUAUCAACCUUCCUGUGCCGUUGAGUGGUUAAAGAAAAAUUUAAAUAAAUGUUAAUCAUCGAAAAAAAAAAAAGUAAAGAACUGCACAAAAUAUAACCCUAAUAUAAAAAAUAUUUAUAGCAAGUUUUGUUUCAUAAAGGUAAACAAAGGAAAAAUGUAAAUGGGAACAAUAUACUGGGAAACACUCCCGUUCCGUCAGCCCUCAAAGAAGCCUAUUGUGCGUGGAAAUACGAUUAUAAAAAACCCUCAACAAUAGAAUAUAGGUUUGUACUUCUGAAAUAACUAAUCUAAACAUUUUGUUCUGGUUGCAGGACAGAUGCAGGCAUAUAUUGAUUUUUGUCUUUAUUUUGAGAUGUGUUAGGAAUAAAGAAAAUGUCUAUGCUGAAUAGUUGUUGUAUAUUUGCAAACAAGGAAAAAAGGCCAGACAUUGUUUUAAUAAAACUGUUUGUUAUAUUUCACAUGUGGCUUUUAUUAAAAACAUCGUGUAUUAAUAUUCUGCCUUAAAAUACUAAUAUGAGGAGCAUGCAGUCUGCCAAGUCAUGAAGUGAGGGUGAUCCAUUUUAUGACUGUGUGUACAUGACAUAACCCGUUUAAGAUGCUUACAAGCGUGCACACAGCUUAUUCCUGUGGCUCCACCCUUGAAGACUGGGUGGGGAUGAUUUCCCAGUUCAAGAGGGGUUUUCUGGUUCAGUUCUGAAUUGUGGUCUGUUGAACGAUAAAUGCUUGUGCGUGCAAAAAUAAAAUUAGCUAGAUUUUUUGUCUUAGCAUCGUAAUGUUAUCAAUGGGCAUGUGCUCUGGGGUUCCAGUGCCGGCAUAUUUUAAUGUAUCUGAUUAGCAAUAUAUUUUUUUCUUGUAGGUGAACAUUAAUGCAAUGUAUUUUCAAGAAAUUAUGCACCAUGAAUAUAUGAAUUUUAAUAUAAAGUUUAAUGAUGCUCUUCUGCGCGUUAUUUAACUGUACAUUCGUAUUGCACCUGUAUUGUACCUGUGUACUGGUGAUAAGUGAAGUUACAAUAAAAGUUAUUUGAUUUGAUUUGG